AUGAUUACCGCGGAGACCACAGGGAAUCUGGAAAUUAUAAAGGUUCUUCAGCGGCUGCUGGAGAACAGGCUUUAUGUCAAGGCCAAGAAGUGUGAAUUCACUCCAGUUCCCUGCUGCCUCAAUCUGUAUGGCUCAGCCGGCUUCUUCCCCAGGUUUCUGAUGGACCUUCUGUCUGACACUCAUUUAAUCUCACGUCCAUUAUGUUUCAUUCAGAUAUAUGUUGUUUUCACCUAUUUAUCAUGUGAGCUGACUCUCCUCAGCAUCAUGGCCUAUGAUAGAUUUCUUGCUAUUUGCCAGCCUUUACACUAUCACAGUAAAAUGACAUUUAAGAUGGUAACACAUCUUGUGAUGUUUGCCGUGCUCUAUCCUGUGUUUGGUGUGGGUUUCAUGCUCUAUCUUACUGUCCGUUUACCGCUGUGUGGCAAUAAACUGAAUAGUCAGUUCUGUUCAAACUGGCCUGUGGUUCAGCUCUGCUGAGUGGACACAACUCUGAACAACAUAGCAGGUCAGUUUGUUUUGGUCACAACCGUCUUCACCCCUCUCUUCUUUGUCCUGUACACCUAUCUCCGUAUUCUGCUUGUUUGCAGGAGAAGCUCGUCUGAAUUCAGAGGAAAGGCGUUCCAGACCUGCCUGCCUCACAUCAUCACAUUCAUCACCUAUUCUCUCUCCGUCUUCUGUGAGCUGUCAUUGACUCGAUUUGAGGCUGAUAAAAUGAAUCCUAUCAUCACAGUUGUUUUAUCUUUAGAUUAUUUGAUGAUCCCCCCCAUUAAUAACCCUCUAGUUUACGGCCUGAGUCUGCCUCAAAUCAAAGGAGUGAUUGUUUUAUAUUUGAAGAAGAAUCCUUCUGUGAAAGUUUAA
Messenger RNA from Etheostoma cragini (Arkansas darter), 858 nucleotides. RefSeq names its product olfactory receptor 10A7-like. The transcript is spliced from 3 exons. NCBI's taxonomy places the organism in Eukaryota, Metazoa, Chordata, Actinopteri, Perciformes, Percidae. Gene Ontology annotation, cellular component: membrane. Gene Ontology annotation, molecular function: G protein-coupled receptor activity; olfactory receptor activity. Gene Ontology annotation, biological process: G protein-coupled receptor signaling pathway. The record is from RefSeq and is a predicted model, not a curated record.